CUUUCGCUGCUUUUCCAUGAGCCAUAUUUCAGGUCUGCGGCGCAAUCUAAAGGCACUUUUUUACGCUGCAACCUUCAAGGAAAAGCUAUUGCCUAUUUAGAUCCUUAUGGCUUUAAUGACUUUAGUCGCUCUCUACAAGCUGAAAUGAGGAUCUAGCUUCUUGAUCUGCUCUGCCUGCUCAGCUUCCUUGAUUUCCAGCAAGACUUCCGCUGUGACUGGCUUUCCAACUGGAAAAAUUGAAUUGAGAGAUGAUGGAAUGCUAUCCAGGAAGAAAUUAUCAUGAUUUUUUACUUGGUGCACUUGGAUUUCAUAAUGACAUAUUGGGAGUGCCUGAUUUUCAUCUGCUUUCGUUACAAACCGCCGUACUAUUAUGUAAAUGGACAUAUACGGCGUUGAAGAAAAAGACACACAAUCAGAUUUACAAAAUGAUUCGUUUUCGCGUUUCUUGCGUCUCUCCUUACGGGUUUUCUAUAUUGUACAUAUUAACCAUUAUUAUACUACACGUGCCUAGUUGAUUGGCUCGCUCUAUGAGCUCAUGUAGUAACGGAC
This is a messenger RNA of Umbelopsis ramanniana AG, 549 nucleotides long. RefSeq lists its product as uncharacterized. Bases 249 to 515 code for a protein of 88 amino acids. The record is from RefSeq and is a predicted model, not a curated record. The transcript has 2 exons. Lineage: Eukaryota; Fungi; Mucoromycota; Umbelopsidomycetes; Umbelopsidales; Umbelopsidaceae.